GAGAGAGAGAUAUUGUGCAAAAUAUGAUUUUACAAUGAUCGGCGGCUUGAGGGAAUGUUAGUGCCCUUGCUUUUAAAAAUGUAUUUGUGAGGUGAAGCUGUUUGGAGUAGCAGCCUCAAUCAGGACAAUCUGAGACCCAGAUCACGUGAACAAAUAUGCUUGUAUUUUAAGGCAGCGCCUUUAUUUGUCAUGAUAAAGGUUCCUGAAAAAUACUAAUGUCGACUCAUUCGGCGAUCCUGCCUCAGUAAAACGUUUUUUCUCUCUCUCUCUUCAAAUGAAAAGUUGAUUGCCAGUAAUAUUUCGCUUUGGAAUAAGAAGAUCGUCUUGGCUUUUUAUUGGUAGCUGAGUGAGUGGCUCCAUUCUUUCGGGAAUACUGUCUGCAUUGGUAUAUGGAAAUGCCUGGAAAAGCGCGAGAUCAGUUUUAAGACACUACUGUCUAUAGACAAAGGGUGAAGGAUUUAUCCGAGUAGCUGCACUGAGAGAUAUUGAGACCAAGAAGCUAUAUAAUAAAUUGACUCACAGGUCGCUGCUCAAAUUAUGACGAUCGUAUAAGGAAAGAAGAGACAGCCACAGACUGCGGUCAAAGGACAGAUAAUUUGUGGGAAGCUCCAAUCACGUGAGGAGCCCCUGCAAUUGGACAGGGGUGGACAGGCCUUGCUAGUUUGAAACUUCACAAUGCAGAAAACCACUUAUUAUGACAACGCUGGACUCUUUGGAGGAUAUUCCUACCCUAAAACUGACUCCUACACAUAUGGCCCUGCACACCAGGGCUACUCCUCAUCCAGUAUAGAGAAUGACUAUCAAAAUGCCAUCUGUCCAAUUCAAACUACAUCAGUCCGGCCGCCAGCACACAAAAAUGGAGACAUGAAUGGCAGCUGUAUGCGACCAAGUGCCAGCAACAGCAAUAGCCAACCCGAGGGGCUCGUUGAACAGCAGCAACAGCAGGCUGCUCCUUUAGCAGCCAGCUCACCCAGCCCCAACACCAGCUCCACUCAAAAAAAGAAAUCUCCCAACAGCAACGGCUCCAGCACUGCCACUCCAGUCAUCACAAAACAAAUCUUCCCAUGGAUGAAAGAGACGCGUCAAAACUCAAAGCAAAAAAGCACCAACUGCCCAGCUGCAGGAGAAACCUGCGAUGACAAGAGUCCACCUGGCCCUGCCUCGAAACGGGUGCGCACUGCGUACACCAGCGCACAACUAGUGGAGCUGGAGAAGGAGUUUCAUUUUAAUCGCUACCUGUGUCGCCCCAGAAGAGUGGAGAUGGCUAAUCUACUGAAUCUGACUGAGCGCCAAAUAAAGAUCUGGUUUCAAAACAGGAGGAUGAAGUACAAAAAAGAUCAAAAAUCUAAAGGCAUAAUGCACUCUCCCCUAGGACACUCUCCGGACAGAAGCCCGCCGUUAAGUGGCUCGAAUCACAUUGGAUAUUCUGGUCAGCUUGCAAACGUAAACAGUCUAAGCUACGAUGCGCCAUCUUCCCCGCCAUUCGCCAAACCGCAACAGAAUAUGUACGGCUUGGCAGCCUACACGGCGCCGUUAGGCGGUUGCAUACCGCAACAAAAACGGUACCCGGGCACAGAAUACGACCACCACAGCAUGCAGGGGAACGGUAGCUUUGCCAGUGCUAAUUUACAAGGUAGUCCCGUGUAUGUUGGGGGGAAUUUUGUUGAUUCAAUGCCAGGCUCGGGCCCCAUGUUCAACCUCGGCCAUCUUCCCCAUCCCUCAUCCGCUAGCGUGGACUACAGCUGUGCCGCUCAGAUUCCGGGUAACCACCAUCACGGACCGUGUGACCCCCACCCCACAUACACAGACCUCAGCUCUCACCACGCGUCUCAGGGAAGGCUGCAGGAUGCGCCCAAACUUACGCAUCUGUAAGGAUCUCAUCUGUGUGCUGUUGAAAGCGAUAUGUCGCGUUUUUAUUACCUCACUAGUUAAACGAAUUUAUAAAACUACCCUCCGAGAGAAACAUAACGUAUUACCCUGUAUUAUUAUUAUUAUUAUUGAUAUUACUAUUACUGCUACGAUUGUAAUUAUUUUAACAAUAGCUGUGGUCUAUUUCUCUCGACUGUUGAAGAUGCACAGGAGUGUUUGUUGUCAGUUGUUUGGAGAAGCUAGUUGCGCAAAAUGAGGGCAAUUUCCAUUAAGUAUUACUUGAAGGUAAGUUCUGUAGAUUUGACAGUAUAGACAUCCAUCUUUAUAGAGAUGUGGUUUGUAGAGAAAAAUAUCAUUGCCUCUUCGUUAAGUCGUCUGUUAGUCAUGGGUACUACCGAAUCCGUUUCAAUUAAGAUGUAUCAUUAUUUAUUGUUUUCCCUCAAGAUUGUAUGACAAACAUUUAUCUCGACUGAGUAUUAUAUUUAUUAUUUAACGAUUUUGUAACGCACAUUAUUUAUCUUUUGAUGUACAUUAUUUAUAUGGACAAUAUUGUAGAACUUAUUUUGGAGCAGAAGCCGUUGACGUUUUCUUAGAACUGGUGCAAACAAGGUAAUAUUGUGUGACUGGUGUAUUUCUGUUUUAAUUAAAUAAUAAAAUAUCCUGCAAAUGAAGAGAUAUUUACGCAACAAUCUCGAAAUUUUUUAUUUUUUUUUCAAAGUAAUUGGAAGUCUGGCAUUUUUGGUCAAUGCCAUGGUUAAUAUUAUGUCGCUUAAAAACACCAGCACGUAAUGAUCACACCCUCACAUCCUUUAUAAAUGUUAUUUUGUAAGUUGCACAAUCCAUGCAUAAAAUUAUGAAAUGGUAACGAUAUGGAAAUGUUAUAUUUUAUUGUGUCAAACAUUUUGUAAAUAAAAGUGCUUAAGCCGAACAAAUGCAAGUGCACAUCCUACAUUAAUAUGCU
Molecule: messenger RNA, 2830 nt
Organism: Paramisgurnus dabryanus
Lineage: Eukaryota; Metazoa; Chordata; Actinopteri; Cypriniformes; Cobitidae
Gene: hoxd3a
Product: homeobox D3a
Biological process (GO): embryonic skeletal system morphogenesis; regulation of transcription by RNA polymerase II; anterior/posterior pattern specification
Cellular component (GO): nucleus
Molecular function (GO): DNA-binding transcription factor activity, RNA polymerase II-specific; RNA polymerase II cis-regulatory region sequence-specific DNA binding
Source: RefSeq, a predicted model, not a curated record